Poecilia latipinna (sailfin molly) is the source of this 3476-nucleotide messenger RNA. Its product is annotated as choline transporter-like protein 2. The record is from RefSeq and is a predicted model, not a curated record. The coding region runs from base 433 to 2922 and encodes 829 amino acids. Lineage: Eukaryota; Metazoa; Chordata; Actinopteri; Cyprinodontiformes; Poeciliidae. The transcript is spliced from 23 exons. Gene Ontology annotation, biological process: transmembrane transport. Gene Ontology annotation, cellular component: membrane. Gene Ontology annotation, molecular function: transmembrane transporter activity.
UGAAGUCAUUUAGGCCACGUGUCAUGGAAAGAGAGGGUGUUUGUGUGAAGAGAAACUCCCCUGUUAUGUUCCAUCACAAAAAUGUCGAUUCAGUAAAAUGAAAGUAAGAAACAAACUGUCCUUCCUACAAAGUUCCACAAAGUUUAUCUCUUGUUGGAUAACCUAAAAACAGCACCAUACAGACAAGCUGCUGCUGUUGCUGCAUAUUUCCUUUACAGUGUCAGAGCGACAGGCUUAAGGGAAGCGGUAAAAGAAAAAAAAAAAAAAAAAACAGUAAGGGCUUCAAAACAGUGAAAGAAGGAAGUAAAAAGGUCGCGGGCCGAAGAGCUCUAGAAUCAAGGAGACGACAAGAAGCAGCUGCUGAACACCAGCGUGCUGUGGAGGAUCGAUUAAACUCUCCGUACGACAAACUGGGAGGGAAACCUCAACAAAAUGACCACAUCUGAAAAAACAGGGGAGUCCAGGAAGUUUGAUCCCAAUUUCAAAGGGCCGAUCCAGGACAGGGGUUGCACGGACAUCCUCUGCUGUUUGCUCUUCAUCCUCUUCCUGUUUGGUUACUUUGCUGUUGGUAUCCUCGCCUGGUCUCAGGGUGACCCCAGGAAAGUGAUUUACCCCACAGACAGCAGAGGGCAGUUCUGUGGGCAGGCCGGGACCGCACUGGAGAAGAAACCUUUUCUGUUUUACUUCAACAUCCUGAAAUGUGCCAGCCCCCUGGUGCUCCUGGAGUUCCAGUGUCCCACCCCGCAGAUAUGUGUGGAAAAGUGUCCUGACAGGCACUUGAAUUUGGUGAAGGCCAAGCUCGGCAGCAACGAAGACCGUGAAUACUACUCAAGAUUCUGCAAGGAGGGAACUAACUUCACCGCACUGAGUCCUCCUGAGAUCCUGAGGGAUGCCCUGUGUCCUGCCAUGCUGCUGCCCAGCAAAGCUUUCACACGGCGCUGCCUGCCUGCCCUGGGAAAGCUGAGUGGCGGGGUGGUGGUUGUAGGCAACGAAACCUCAUUUUUAGACGACGAGAACAACAGAGUCAACGCCACAGACCUGCUGGAGGCAUCAAAGAAGUCGAACGUUGUUGUGGAAGCUCGUCAGGUGGCCAUGAGAAUCUUUGAAGACUACACUCAGUCCUGGCACUGGAUACUACUCGGUCUGGUGAUCGCCAUGGUCGUCAGCUUGAUUUUCGUCGUCCUGCUGCGAUUCUUGGCCGCCUUCAUGGUCUGGGUCAUAAUCAUUUUGGUCAUUCUUGUCAUCGGAUACGGGAUUUUCCACUGCUACAUGGAGUACGCCGCCCUGAAGGGAGAACCGGGCGCAGACGUCACCAUCCGUGACCUGGGCCUGCAGACGGACUUCUCCGUCUACCUGCAGAUCCGGCAGACGUGGCUGGCCUUCAUGAUCAUCCUGGCGAUUGUCGAGUUCAUCGUCAUCCUGCUGCUCAUCUUCCUCAGGAAAAGAAUCCUGAUCGCCAUCGCUCUCAUCAAAGAGGCCAGCAGAGCUGUGGGCCAUAUUAUGUCAGCGAUGUUCUACCCGCUGCUGACCUUCGCCCUCCUGGCUGUGGUGAUCGCUUACUGGGCCAUCACUGCAGUAUUCCUGUCUACGUCGAAUGAGCAGAUCUACAAAGUGUACAACAAGACCGAUUGCCCGUUUUCGAAGGACACCUGCGAUCCCAAGACAUUUAACACCUCCAAUGUUUCAGCCCAGUGCCCGGACGCAGAAUGCCUGUUUGCUUUUUAUGGUGGCGAGACGCUGUACCACAGAUACCUCAUCCUGUUUCAGCUCUACAACGUCUUCCUCUUCUUCUGGUGUGCAAACUUUGUGACGGCGCUGGGCCAGGUGACGCUGUCGGGAGCUUUCGCUUCAUAUUACUGGGCCUUCAAGAAGCCAGAUGAUAUCCCUGCUUAUCCCAUCUUCUCCUCUCUGGGACGGGCUCUUAGAUACCACACAGGCUCUGUGAAGUUAGGGGUAUUAAUACUCACGGCAAUAUCUGCUCUUACUGUGUUGUUGCACCAUUUCCCUUCCCGUCCUCCAGGUGCUCAGAAUAAGUUUGCUAAAUUUCUGUUGAGCUGCAUGAAGUGCUGCUUCUGGUGUCUGGAGAAAUGUAUCAGAUUCCUGAACCGGAACGCCUACAUCAUGAUUGCAAUCUACGGAAAAAAUUUCUGCGCCUCGGCUCGAGACGCCUUCUUCCUUCUCAUGAGAAAUAUUAUCAGGGUGGCGGUUUUAGAUAAAGUGACUGACUUCCUGCUGUUUCUUGGGAAGCUCCUUAUUGUUGGCAUUGUGGGGAUUUUCUCUUUCUUCUUCUUCUCUGGAAGAAUAAAAGCUGCAGAGGACGCGGCUCCAUCUCUCAACUACUACUGGGUGCCAAUACUGACGGUAGUAGUGGGAUCCUAUCUGAUUGCCCACGGCUUCUUCAGCGUGUACGCCAUGUGUGUGGACACACUCUUCCUGUGUUUCUGCGAAGACUUGGAAAGGAACGACGGUUCGUCCGAGAGACCUUACUUCAUGAGUCCGGAGCUGCACGAGAUCCUCUCCAAGACCAGGAAGGUGGAGGACGAGUGUGACGGUGUCGAGGCGGCGGACGCUGCCAAACAAGCGGACGAGGUAAAGGUGGAUGAGGAAACGCCGCUCCAGCAGCAGGACGGCGAGGUUCAGCUGAAACAGCAGACCGUGCUGAAGGAGGAAAAUGAGGAAAAGCAGCCUGUGGAGUCCAACACUGAGGACGAGAAGGAGGAGGAGGAACAAGUCAGUCAGGCGGAGGACACUGAGAAAAAAGAAGAGCCAGCUGUGAAGGAAGCUGCAGCAAAGCAGGAAGUGAAAGCAGAGGAAAAGGCAGCGGAGCAGCCGGCUGCAGCUGGGGAAGCUGAGGAAGUGAAGAAAGUGGAAGAAAAAGAGCAACCCAAGGAUGAUAAUCCUCCACCUGCACCACAGGAGUAGAUGCAGCAAAGCAAGGGAGGCUCGCUAGACCUCAUAAAGCAGAAAGAGUCGAAGUUACGUCCCUCAGCUGUGUGAUAUGGACCUGUUAAAUGUACAACAUUCAAGCUAAAGUGUGCGGCUUUGCUGAGACUGAGAGCUGAUGUUCCACCUGGAGAAGGCUGGCCGGAGCGAAGGCCGAAGGAGAUCGAAAGCCCAGUGCAUCUCUGUAGCUUGAAGAAAACACACACACACACACACACACACACACGCAAUCCUUUGUGUUGGUUUUAGAACAGUGUUGGUUUCUCUAUCGUGAAGGUCUGUAACACAUAGUGCGUGCUGAACCCCGUGCCUGAUUACCGUCAGUGUUUGUCGUCUCGAUCCCAUUCGCCGGAAGCGCCACAGAACCGGAACCAUGUUUACAGUCAGAACAAACAUCUCAAUCAACGGUGAAUCACUUUCACAGUUUACAGAAGUACCAGCUGAUGCCAAAACUUUUCACAUUAUUUGAUACUCUGUAAAUACUGGACCUUUUCUUUUAUUUAUUUAUUUUUUUUCUUGAUAGGAAACCUUGU